CUUUCAUACAAAGAACACUUUUCUUAAAAAAAAGAAACACAAACAAACUUCUCUUUAAUUAUUCAAUGAGAAGUAAUUCAAUCGCAUCUUUAUCCGCAUUGGUUUUUUCUUUAUUUCAUCCACCUUUUAUUAUUAUUCUCCAUAACGUUAAUUAAAUUAUUUUGCUCAACAUGGCUACUUUUCCAACCUGGAUCAAGAAAAACAACGCAGACAGCAAGGCUAUGUCACCCAGACAAAUCGCAAACAAGGCUUAUUCACUUGCUAUUAAAAAGCUAGACAAGGAUGAAAAGAGACGCAGACCUCAAUACAGCAUUCGUGAAAAGCUCUUGUUAUCCAACACCAUGGCCAAGGCUGAAAGUGUGUUAAAUAAGCAAUUACCCCGCUCCAAUCGUAGAGUAUUGGCUUUUGAACAAGACGAUGAUGUUCUUGCUCCUCCUCUUAAGAAACUGGCUUCAAUGAAGAAGCAAGAAACUGUAAAUAUCAAGCAAGAAACAACUGUACAUAACCAGACCAAGAAUGAGUCACUACCUAUACCAGAACAAAUCAUUCUUUCAAUUGCAGUCAUUGCUACAGCAUUACAACAACAACAGCAACAACAACAACAUUCUCUACUUUGUAGACCAUUCAUAAUACCUUCCAAUUUGACUAACUCUCUCACUCCUAUUAUUUAAAUAAAUAAAACACAUUCUCAAUAAAGACUGUAUACAUGAUCUGCGCCAC
Molecule: messenger RNA, 720 nt
Organism: Gilbertella persicaria
Lineage: Eukaryota; Fungi; Mucoromycota; Mucoromycetes; Mucorales; Choanephoraceae
Exons: 1
Coding region: 171-671 (166 amino acids)
Source: RefSeq, a predicted model, not a curated record